AUGUCCGGUGAUACAGAGGGACGUCUCCAUGCCCUACCAGAAACCAAGACUACGAUAGUCACACCCGACCGCAAACGCGGCAAUGCCUACCAGAAAUCCUGGGCCGUAGCACAAGCCCUUCUCCUUGCCACCGUUAUAACACAAUUCAUUCUGAUCCACCGCGGCUAUGUGUUUGGCAGUGUUGAUGUAUGUCAACCGGUAGAUCAAAGCCAUGACAGGCCGACUGCACAUUCCAAAGGCAUCCCGGAUUACUAUCAGACAUCGCCAGAGCUCUUUCCUGGCCCGACUCCUACAGGCUCUCCGGCUUUUCUUGCAGAGACAAGACCGGUCUUCACGGGAACUACAUAUAUCCCAAACUCGCCUUUGGAGACGCAAGUCCCUAUUACCGGUAACAAACGUGAUGGCAACAUCUUCCAGCUGCAUGGUCAACUCUCCCACUAUUUCCCGAACCCUGAUGGCUUUGGCGUGGAUGAGUAUGCCCUCCCCAAGAACGCAUCGAUUGUGCAGCUACACAUGCUGUCCCGUCACGGAGCACGAUAUCCUACCUCGUCUGAAGGUUUCGCAUCUCUCACAAGAAAGAUCGCAAAUCACACCUCUGAGACUGGUCACUUCAAAGGACCAUUAGACUUCCUAAACACGUGGGACUAUAAGCUCGGUGCUGCGAUCCUUGUUCCGGUUGGGAAACAGGAGCUGUUUGAUUCGGGAACGCUUCAUCAGAUCAUGUACGGGCACCUCUUCCCAAACAACGGGACCAAACUCAUCGCACGCUCUACAACCCAAGAUCGUAUGGUCGAAUCCGCGGAAUAUUUUCUUGCUGGCUUCUUCGGGCUCGGUUGGACUGACAAUGCAACACUAGUCCUGAAUCGAGAAGGCUCCUCAGGCCCCUGGAACAACACGCUGGCCGGAUAUUUCAACUGUAACAAUUCUCAGACAAUGAGUAACGGCGGACGCGAUGCCGGCCUAGAAUGGCAGAGUAUCUAUCUGGUGGAUGCCACGAAGCGAUUGAACUCGUAUGCUCCAGGUUUCAACUGGACUACCUCAGACGCCCAUGCAGCUCAAUCGCUAUGUGCCUAUGAGACUGUCGCAUUGGGCUACUCCGCCUUUUGCGGUUUGUUCACUUACGAUGAAUGGGAAGGAUACGAGUACACCACAGCUCUAGAGUUCGGAGGAGGCGCCAUGUUCCAGUCACCCACAGGAAGAGCAAUGGGAGCUGGAUACGUCGCAGAGAUUCUUGCUCGUCUACAGCAUCGUCUGAUCACCGAGCCCACCGCUCAAGUCAACGUCACGUUGGAUAGCAACCCAGACACAUUCCCACUCGAUCAGGCACUGAACUUCGACUUCUCCCACGACACCAAUAUCGCUAGUAUCCUAACAGCUUUCGGACUCACUCAAUUCGCACCCGUGCUCCCGACCGAUCACCUCGAACGGAAUCGUUCGCUCAUCGUAUCGCACCUCACCCCAUUCGCUGCUAGACUCGACAUGGAGAUUAUUGAGACCCCAAAACCACUCGAUCCAUCCAGGAAGUCUGGAGAUUCGUGGGAUGAAAAGGGAGAUGUUACGAGAUAUAUGCAUUUCAUCCUCAAUCAGCGAACCAUUCCUCUCGGGAAAAGUUUCCCCGAGUGUGGGGACCGAGAUGAUGGGUGGUGUGAACUCGGCACGUUUUUGAAGGUCCAGUCGACUAAGUUGAAGGAGGCCCAGUAUGAGUAUAGUUGCUUUGGGGAUUAUGAGGAUGUGCCUUACGGGAGCAUUACGAAUGGUGUGCCGCUUGGGAAGAAAUAG
Messenger RNA from Ramularia collo-cygni, 1779 nucleotides. Its product is annotated as related to phytase. Bases 1 to 1779 code for a protein of 592 amino acids. The record is from RefSeq and is a predicted model, not a curated record. Gene Ontology annotation, molecular function: acid phosphatase activity. NCBI's taxonomy places the organism in Eukaryota, Fungi, Ascomycota, Dothideomycetes, Mycosphaerellales, Mycosphaerellaceae. The transcript has 7 exons.